Neomonachus schauinslandi (Hawaiian monk seal) is the source of this 2187-nucleotide messenger RNA. RefSeq names its product phosphatidylinositol-4-phosphate 5-kinase type 1 gamma (gene PIP5K1C). The coding region runs from base 2 to 1954 and encodes 650 amino acids. The record is from RefSeq and is a predicted model, not a curated record. NCBI's taxonomy places the organism in Eukaryota, Metazoa, Chordata, Mammalia, Carnivora, Phocidae. The transcript has 18 exons. Gene Ontology annotation, biological process: phosphatidylinositol metabolic process. Gene Ontology annotation, molecular function: phosphatidylinositol kinase activity.
GAUGGUCCCGACGGAGGCCCCGCUGAUGACUGGACAGUCGGGUCCUGGCCAUGGGAAGAAGUUGGGUCAUCGGGGCGUGGACGCCUCUGGCGAAACCACCUACAAGAAGACCACCUCCUCCACCCUGAAGGGGGCCAUUCAGCUGGGUAUCGGCUACACUGUGGGCAAUCUGAGCUCCAAGCCAGAGCGUGACGUGCUCAUGCAAGACUUCUACGUUGUGGAGAGCAUCUUCUUCCCCAGCGAAGGCAGCAACCUCACCCCCGCCCACCACUUCCAGGACUUCAGGUUCAAGACCUACGCCCCCGUCGCCUUCCGCUACUUCCGGGAGCUCUUCGGGAUCCGGCCGGAUGAUUACUUGUACUCGCUGUGCAACGAGCCACUGAUCGAGCUGUCCAACCCUGGCGCCAGCGGCUCCCUGUUCUACGUCACCAGUGACGACGAGUUCAUCAUCAAGACGGUGAUGCACAAGGAGGCCGAGUUCCUGCAGAAGCUGCUGCCCGGCUACUACAUGAACCUCAACCAGAACCCGAGGACGCUGUUGCCCAAGUUCUACGGGCUGUACUGCGUGCAGUCAGGCGGCAAGAACAUCCGCGUGGUGGUCAUGAACAAUAUCCUGCCGCGCGUCGUCAAGAUGCACCUCAAGUUCGACCUCAAGGGCUCCACGUACAAGCGGCGGGCCAGCAAGAAGGAGAAGGAGAAGAGCAUCCCCACCUACAAGGACCUGGACUUCAUCCAGGACAUGCCCGAGGGGCUUCUGCUCGACGCAGACACCUUCUCUGCGCUCGUCAAGACGCUGCAGAGGGACUGCCUGGUGUUGGAGAGCUUCAAGAUCAUGGACUACAGCCUGCUCCUGGGCGUGCACAACAUCGACCAGCAGGAGCGCGAGCGGCAGGCCGAGGGCGCCCAGAGCACCGCGGACGAGAAGCGGCCGCUAGGGCAGAAGGCGCUCUACUCCACGGCCAUGGAGUCCAUCCAGGGCGGGGCCGCACGCGGGGAGGCCAUCGAGUCGGAUGACACGAUGGGCGGGAUUCCCGCCGUGAACGGCCGAGGGGAGCGUCUGCUGCUGCAUAUCGGCAUCAUUGAUAUUCUGCAGUCCUACAGGUUCAUCAAGAAGCUGGAACAUACUUGGAAGGCUCUCGUCCAUGAUGGGGACACUGUGUCUGUCCACCGGCCCAGCUUCUACGCGGAACGCUUCUUCAAGUUCAUGAGCAACACGGUCUUCCGGAAGAAUUCCUCCCUGAAAUCCUCGCCGUCCAAGAAGGGCCGUGGUGCCUUGCUGGCCGUCAAGCCCCUGGGGCCCACAGCUGCCUUCUCGGCCAGCCAGAUCCCCAGCGAGCGGGAGGACGCACAGUACGACCUCCGGGGGGCCCGCAGCUACCCCACACUGGAGGAUGAAGGUCGGCCCGACCUGCUGCCCUGCACGCCGCCAUCUUUUGAGGAGGCCACCACUGCCUCCAUCGCUACUACCCUGUCCUCCACGUCUCUCUCCAUCCCGGAGCGAUCUCCCUCGGAGACGUCCGAGCAGCCGCGGUACCGGCGGCGCACACAGUCUUCGGGACAGGAUGGCCGGCCCCAGGAGGAGACACACGCGGAGGAGGACCUGCAGCAGAUCACGGUGCAGGUGGAGCCUGCAUGCAGCGUGGAGAUCGUGGUCCCCAAAGAGGACGACACGGGGGUGGAGGCUUCCCCAGCCGCUGCCGCUGCCGAAGCAGAAACCACCAGCCAGGCCUCGGAGCCCGCCAGCCAGGCCUCGGAUGAGGAGGACGCACCUGCCACGGACAUCUACUUUUUCACCGAUGGGAGGUACUGGAUUUACUCUCCCCGGCAUCGCCGACUGCGGGCCGUGACGCUGAGCUCCUCAGGGACUCCCACCGAUGAGAGGAGCUGGGUGUACUCCCCGCUUCACUAUAGCGCGCACGCCCACCCAGCCUCCGACGGCGAGAGCGACACAUAAUUUCUAUGCACUCACCGCCCUGGAGCCGAGCGCCCGCCGCCGCCGCCCUGGCUGCUUGGCGGAGGCACUGCCCGCCCGCCGGACCCGGUCCGCCGCCGGCCGCCGCCGCUCCUGUCAACUACCUAUGACUGUGAACCUCCCUGAGUGUCCGAUCACGUAUUUAUUUUGGGUCCUUACUCUUUGCACAAAGACGGCAGCACAGGUGUGCUUUUUUAGAAAAAGAUUAAAAAAAA